CACUAUACUUCUUCAUAGUAAUGGCGCUUUUGCAUGUUCUCCUCCUGCAUCGAAGUAAAGUUUUCCCAUUUCCCCCAGUCUCUGCUUCAGCUUUUCCUCUCUAUGCUGCUGCAGGACAAUGAAGAAAGAAGCGAAAAUGGAGCUUGGAGGGCGCUCCUUCCUCAAGAUGGAAUCUGUGGUGGAGUCGAAGCCCACUGGGCCCGGCUUCGAGGGCGCGUGGUUCGAGGCCAGGAUCCUCCGCCCUCCCCGAAACCCCGACUCCAAGCUGAAGACGGACCGCCUUACGCUGGUCGAGUUCCAGGCCCUGGUCGCAGACGACGAGUCCGGGCCGCUGGCGGAAAAUGUGGACGCCCGCCUCGUCAGGCCACCUCCGCCGCUGUCGGAGCAGGCUGAUUUUAAGGAGGGGGACGCCGUGGAGGGAUCCUACGCGGAAGGGUGGUGGACUGGGACGGUGAAGGAGGUGAGGGACGGAGGGAGGCGGUACCGGGUGGAAUUUGACGACCCACCUGAUGCGGCGGAGUUGGGGAGGGAAGAGCUGAGGGUCCGCUGGGACUGGCACUGGGCCGGCUGCCAUUGGGUCAAGCCGCCGAGGUUUCAGGAAGCCACUGCACGAGCAGGAAAGAGUUCAUUGCACGGAGAUGACCACUCUUCAGCAUUACAGUCUGCGAAUUCUCCACAUACGUCAAAGAAGCUCAUGGUUUCAGAGAGAGAAACCUCAGACAGGGAGGAACCCAGGAAGGGUGAGGCAGCAAAUGAUGAGCUGGAGACUCCAGGUCCAUGGGAGAGAGUUGCAAAACCUGUUACACCUGUUACUGCUUCUCCACACAAACAAGGGGGGCAAAGAUGGAAGCUGAAGAUCUAUCAUCGAAGAGCAAAGAGAACAAGCACACCUAAAAGAAAGAGAGAAAAGUCCUCUAGUGUUGGAAGUAAACAUGCUUUAGUACCAGCUUGUCCUCCUCAUAGUGCUACCAAAAUGCCCGAAGCAGGAUAUCUACAAAUAGAUUCUAGAGGACAACAUGGCAUGGUUGUACAGGCUCAACCCUUGCCUUUCACGGGGAGCUCACCAAUCUGGGAAACGGUGGAUUCUCCGGAAGCUUUCCAGAAAUUCCCACAUAAUCCGCAACCAGUGAUCAAUCUUGAACUGGUUUCAUAUGAAGAAUCAGACUCUAUAGUAGCCUCCAUGAACCAAGCUUGUCCUCCUUGUAGUGAUAGUGCAACCCAAAUGCCCGAAGCAGGAUAUCUACAAAUAGAUUCUGGAGAACAAAAUGGCACAGUUGUACAGGCUCAACCCUUGCCUUUCAUUAGGAUCUCACCAAUUUGGGAAACGGUGGAAUCUCUGGAAGCUUUCCAGAAAUUCCCGCAGAAUCCGCAUUUCGGUCCUUUGGGCUGUUGCAAUGAGAAAUCCAGGGAAGGAAUGGCGAUUGCUUGCAUGGUGAACUUCGCAAGCACGGUGGAAAAAAUCUUCAAGCUUAAUAACACUGAUCCUAUGAGUAGUUUCAAAGACUGUUUGGAGACACUUGUUGACUUGGAACCACAUGGCUUUGAUAUCGAGGCCGUUGAGACUCAUUUGAGGAAGCUUCUUAAGAUAAAGGAGGGGCGGGAGAAGCUCCAGGAAAGGUCAAAGGAAUCGGAGAAUCUAAUCUUGGAGCUCAUUCAGGAGAAUGCCAAGAUCGAUGAAGACAUGGAGCGGCUUCAGGCGAGGAAGAAGGUGAAUGAGGCCCGAAUGAGUACUCUGAGACGGAGUGUGGACGCAAUGAACAUAAUGGCGCAACAGUGGCCCCAGGUCGAUUUAAAGAAUUUCUAGCCCUUUCCACCCCAGCUUCCAUGAAAAACCAUUCAAGUUUGAUUUCUCUGGGAUGAGAAAAUGUUUCUUUAUCCCAUUUAUCAGUAGCUCGUUCCAUUUGAGCUGUUAGGAUGUGUAUAGAUCGCAGCAGCUGCCCAUUGCAUGGACAAAUAGGAACCACUCACCAUGUUGAUACCUUCACCUUAGGCACAUCCCUCAGGAAAUCAUUAGUUAGUCUAUGCUGUGGACAGAAGCAAAUGAUGUCUAGUGUUAAGGCGAAACCUUUAUGCACUGGGUAUAGUUUAGACUCGAUAUAAUCUAUGCAAAUAGAGCUGUUGUUUAGAGAGCAA
This is a messenger RNA of Punica granatum (pomegranate), 2133 nucleotides long. The record is from RefSeq and is a predicted model, not a curated record. NCBI's taxonomy places the organism in Eukaryota, Viridiplantae, Streptophyta, Magnoliopsida, Myrtales, Lythraceae.